Molecule: messenger RNA, 1914 nt
Organism: Castor canadensis (American beaver)
Lineage: Eukaryota; Metazoa; Chordata; Mammalia; Rodentia; Castoridae
Gene: Il23r
Product: interleukin 23 receptor
Molecular function (GO): protein binding
Source: RefSeq, a predicted model, not a curated record
GAAGCAAAGAGCUUUUUCCUGUGCUGGGGCAUGAAUCAGGUUACGAUUCAAUUGGAUGUGGUAGUAGCUCUGUACCUGCUCUUUAGCUGGUGCAAUGGAGGAAUUACAAAUAUAAACUGCUCUGGCAACAUCUGGGUGGAACCUGCCACCAUUGUCAAGAUGGGUAUGAAUAUCUCUGUAUAUUGCCAGGCAGCCAUUAAGAACUGCCAACCAAGGAAAUUUCACUUUUAUAAAAAUAGCAUCAAAGAAAGAUUACACAUCACAAGGAUUAACAGAACAACAGCUCGACUUUGGUAUGAAAACUUCCUGGAACCACGUGCCUCUAUGUAUUGCACUGCAGAAUGCCCUGGGUAUUUUCAAGAGACACUGAUUUGUGGAAAAGACAUUUCUUCUGGAUACCCCCCGGAUGCUCCUGAGGAGGUGGCCUGUGUCAUUCAUGAGCAGUCGGGCAACAUGACUUGCACCUGGGGCACUGGGAAGCCCACCUACAUAGACACCACGUACGUGGUGCACGUGAAGAGUAUAGAGACAGAAGAAGAGCAACAAUAUCUCACCUCGAGCUAUAUUAACAUCUCCACUGAUUCAUUGCCAGGUGGCAAAGAGUAUUUGGUUUGGGUCCAAGCUACAAAUGUGCUUGGCAUGAAGGAGUCAAAGCGACUGCAAGUGCAUCUGGAUGACAUAGUGAUACCUUCAGCAUCCGUUAUUUCCAGGGCUGAGACUACAAAUGCUGUUGUGGACAAGACUGUUAUUUAUUGGAAUAGUGAAACAGCAAUUGAAAAGGUCUCGUGUGAAAUGAGAUAUAAAGCUACAACAAACCACACUUGGAAUGUUAAAGAAUUUGAUGCCAAUUUUACAUAUGUGCAACAGUCAGAAUUCUACUUGGAGCCAAACAUUAAUUAUAUAUUUCAAGUGAGAUGUCAAGAAAGAGGCAAAAGGUACUGGCAGCCCUGGAGUUCCCCCUUUUUCCAUCACACACCUGACACAGUUCCCCAGGUUACCCCAAAAUUAUUCCAACGAGACGUGUGGAAUUCUGGGAUGCUAACUGCUUCCAUCUAUAAAGGACACCAUACUUUUGGCAACAGACAAAACAUUGGACUUUUAUCAGGAAUGAUCGCCUUUGCGGCCAUGCUGUCAAUUUUUUCUCUGAUUGGGAUAUUUAACAGAUCGCUCCGAACUGGAAUUAAAAGAAAAAUCUUAUUGCUAAUACCGAAGUGGCUCCAUGAAGAUAUUCCUAAUAUGGAAAAUAGCAAUGUUGUGAAAAUGCUACAGGAAGAAAGUGAAUUUAUGAAUAAUAAUCCCAGGGAACCAGUCCUUUAUGUUGAUCCCAUGAUUACAGAGAUAAGAGAAAUCUUUCUUGCAGAACGAAAACCCACAGAUUACAAGAAGGAAAAGAAGAUAGGAGCCCUGGACUUCCUGCAAACGUCACCAUUCACCAACACUAACGUUGUGUAUAUUCCUGAUCUCAACACAGGGUACAAACCUCAGAUUUCAAAUUUUGCCCCUCAGGGAAACCAUUUCAGUAACCAUGAUGAAGUAGAUUUCUCAAUCCCUGAACUGCCAGCUGACUCCUUAGACAUGGGAAAGAACGUCAGGUUAAAGGAAUGCCCUAACUUUGCCUUUCCUUUCCCAACUAUGACUUCGCUAAGCAACACACUAAUUCUUGAAGAAUUAAGCCUCAUUUUAAAUCAAGGCGAAUGCCAUCUUCCUGACACACAAAACUCGAUGGAGGGAGAAACCACCAGGUUUUUGGAAAGCGACUCACCCAGUGAAUCUACUCUAGAACAGACCAUGCUGCCUGAUGAGUUUGUCUCCUCUUUGGGGACCAUGAACGAUGACUUACCAUCUGUCAGUUCUUAUUUUCCUCAAAAUAUUCUGGAAAGCCACUUCAAUAGCAUUUCACUGUUGGAAAAGUAG